AUGACAAUUUUCCGCCUGAUCGAUGUGGCUCUCCUGUUCUAUACGGCUCAGCAGCCGAUGAUCUUCGAGAAUAUUUUGGUUCGUUUCGGUGUCGUACAGUGUGGACCAGCACUAUCGGCUCAAGACAACGCCAGAUGUGAGUGGAGCCUUUUGUUUUUAUCAAGUUUCCUGGAUCUGAAUCAGGCUUCUUAA
Molecule: messenger RNA, 192 nt
Organism: Anisakis simplex (herring worm)
Lineage: Eukaryota; Metazoa; Nematoda; Chromadorea; Rhabditida; Anisakidae
Source: the annotation of a GenBank genome assembly